AUGGUAUUGAAUUGUAAUGAAACUGAUCCAAAUGAGGAUCUUUAUCUGGUGCAACCAUGUUUUAUGAGCCAAGAUUUCAAUUACAUAAACUUGUGUUUUAGGAAAGUUGUGACACAAUUGACAGGGAUUUGGAGGGCUGAGAACACCUCCACAUUGUCUCUUCCUUCCUUCAUAACACAACUUUUCGUUAUUCUUUGUGUCAAUCGAGUUCUCACCCUUGCUGUUAGACCCUUGCACAUUCCUCGUAUUGCUGCUGAGAUCCUUGGUGGCAUAUUGUUGGGUCCAUCUGGGAUUGGAUUCACAGACUUUGUGGUAAAUCACAUAACUCCAUUCGGAACAAUAAUGACUCUAGAGAACAUAGCAGCCUUAGGCAUCAUCUACUUCAUGUUCAUGGUCGGCCUAGAGGUCGACUUAAACCCCGUCCUAACAGCCGGCCGGAAGGCCGUCACCACCGCCGUCGCCGGAAUCAUUCUCCCGGUACCCCUAGGCUACGCUCUCCACCACCUCCUCUUAGAGAACUUCGCCGAAAUCUCCAAAAACCAGCCAAGCCAAUUCGGUCCCCUCUUCUGGGGUCUCGCCAUCGCCACCACCAACUUCCCCGACCUCGCCGGCCUCCUCGCCGACCUCAAACUCCUCCACACCGACGUGGGCCGGACCGCCCUAACCUCCUCCGUCAUCUCAGACAUCAUCUGCUGGUUCCUCUUCAUCCUCGUCAUGGCCACCUCGAGCCGAGGCCGCAUAUUCACCGUCACCACCACCUCCGUCUUCGUAAUGUUCUCGCUCUUCGCGCUCCGUCCGGCGAUCAAAUACCUCGUCCGCCGCUACGUCAAGGACGAGAACUACACGCAGCGCCACGUGAUGUACGUCAUGGCGGGGGUGGUGCUCUGCGCGUACGUCACGGACGCGUGUGGCUCGCACUCCAUCUUCGGUGCUUUCAUGUUUGGUGUGAUCUUGCCUAAGGGGGAGCUGAAGAGGACGGUGAUGGAGAUGGUGGAGGACUUCGUUUCGGAGCUGUUGAUACCGCUGUUCUUCUACUGCAUAGGGCUGAGGACAGACGUCCACUGGAUUUUCCGGCGAGGAGUGGGGCUGGGAAUGUUGUCGCUGGUGAUAUUUCUGGCGUUCUCGGCCAAAGUUGUGAGUACUUUUAUUGUGGCUUACUUUCUCAAUAAGAUGAAGGCGAAGGAUAGCUUGGCUUUAGGGCUUCUUUUGAAUACCAAAGGCUUGCUUGCACUCAUUAUAAUCAGUACUGGUCGAGACAUGUUGGCUCUGGACAUGCAAACCUUUACUGUGCUAGUAUUUGCCCUACUCAUAAUGACAGCGGUGGUUGGACCGAUUCUGUCUUCGACUUACUCAAGAAAGCGUACUCCUGGCCAAUACAAAUACAGAACCAUUAGAAGCAUAGGAGGAAACUCCGAGUUCCGAAUCCUCGCCUGCGUCCACUCCACGCGCAACGCCGGCGGCCUUGUCAACCUCCUCGCCUCCUCCAACCCCACCAAGCAAUCUCCCGUCUACACCUUCGUCGUCCACCUCGUCGAGCUCGUCGGCCACGCCUCCGCCAUGCUCAUCGUCCACGACACUUGCAAGACCACCGACAACAUCCCCGGCGCCGCCGCAACCGUCAAGGACCCCAGAUCGGCCGACGGUAUCGCCGAGGCCUUCGACAGCUUAGAAGGCGAGAAUUUCUCUGUCCAGCCACUCACCGCCGUCUCCGCCUACAGCACCAUGCACGAGGACAUCUGCAGCCUGGCGGAGGACAAACGCGUGACACUCACGAUCCUCCCUUUCCAUGUCCAUUCCACGGCGGAGGGAGGAGGAGCCGAUAGCAGCGCCAACUCCCCAUUCCGCGCCGUGAACAAGAAUGUACUGGACAACACGCCGUGCUCCGCCGCGGUUUUCUUCGACCGCGGCUUCAACACGCGGCCGUCUCUCGACGAGUCGAACAGCGGGUUUCGCCACCAGUUCGCCAUGAUCUUCCUCGGCGGACGGGACGACCGGGAGGCACUGGCAUACGCGUGGAGGAUGGCCAAGAGCCCUAGGGUUUGCUUGACCGUUUAUCGAUUCAUACCUAGUAAAACUGUGGCGGAGAUCAGCCCUACUUUCGCUGAUGACGACGGCGAUGACGACAAAGAAGGCGGAAUCCUUAACGCCAUAGUGGACAACGAGAAGGAGAAGCCAUUGGACGAGCAGUACAUAGAAGAGUUCAAGCUCAAGUCAAGGGACGACCACUCGAUCAUGUUGAUAGAGGAAGUAGUCGACAAUGGCGAAGAGGUUGUGAGGAUUGUAAGCACAACGGAAAAGCACUACGAUCUGUACGUGGUGGGGAGAGGAAGAGGAGCGGUGUCGCCGCUGACGUCCGGGCUAUCGGACUGGUCGGAGUACCCGGAGUUAGGUCCGUUAGGGGACAUCUUGGUGUGCUCGAGCUUCGCGGCGGAGGCGUCGGUUUUGGUGGUGCAGCAAGGCGUUGGGUUGGUGGAUGAGCAAGAGGGAGUGGGGCAGGUUAGGGAGGAGUUUGGGCACAUGACGUGGCAUCCGCCGGAGAUGAACAACUCGAGCUUUGCUCCAUUCAUACACAGGAGAGUUAGGGUUACUGAUGAUGAUGAUCAUCUUUGA
Humulus lupulus (European hop) is the source of this 2610-nucleotide messenger RNA. Its product is annotated as cation/H(+) antiporter 15-like. Gene Ontology annotation, molecular function: antiporter activity. The record is from RefSeq and is a predicted model, not a curated record. Lineage: Eukaryota; Viridiplantae; Streptophyta; Magnoliopsida; Rosales; Cannabaceae. The coding region runs from base 1 to 2610 and encodes 869 amino acids. The transcript has 3 exons. Gene Ontology annotation, biological process: proton transmembrane transport; regulation of pH. Gene Ontology annotation, cellular component: endomembrane system; membrane.